Messenger RNA from Sceloporus undulatus (fence lizard), 2454 nucleotides. It is a transcript of the gene EEF1D, whose product is annotated as eukaryotic translation elongation factor 1 delta. The transcript is spliced from 11 exons. Gene Ontology annotation, biological process: translational elongation. Gene Ontology annotation, cellular component: eukaryotic translation elongation factor 1 complex; cytosol. The coding region runs from base 163 to 2400 and encodes 745 amino acids. Lineage: Eukaryota; Metazoa; Chordata; Lepidosauria; Squamata; Phrynosomatidae. Gene Ontology annotation, molecular function: translation elongation factor activity; guanyl-nucleotide exchange factor activity. The record is from RefSeq and is a predicted model, not a curated record.
UCUUGCCUUUAUUUUUGCUCCCAUCUUUGUAAUCUGAGUCGUUGCAGCAUCUGUUGUGGCUGUAAAAAAACCUGCAGCAUUACUGCAUUUCCAUGCUUAUCACAAUUCUGGCUUUGCAUUCUUUCUGAUCAGAUCACAGAACUAUUUGAAGGAACUAAAAAAAUGAGGACAAGAAAGCUGCUCUAUGCAACAGAGAAAUUCUGGGUGGACAAGCACUUAUACGAUGAAGCGGAGAGGCUACACUAUGAACGAGAAGCAACGUUAGCAGCCUCUGCCGCUGGAACCUGCCAAGAGAUGGUGGCAGUAAAUGGCUUUUGCCAUGAGGAGCCUGCUGAGGAAGAGCUGAAAGAAGACCUACCAAGGGCAGGAAAUAGAAGGAAGCAAAAGAAAAGGAAGUCCUCGCCCAAAGCCAAGCCUUCAGAGUCAAAAGUAGAUAUUGUCCUGGCCGGGUUGUUGGCUGACCACGUAUGGUUUGACAAGCCUCUUUAUGACCUGGCAGAAGCUGCCUACUGGAAGAAACUUACGGAAACUUUUUCGCAGGCACCUUUGGAGAAGCUGCCUUCUGAGCAGUCUGCCCUGGUGCCAUGGUCAGAAGCAGAGUUCAUCCAAAGUGGUGCUGAGCCACAAAAAAACUUGACCAUAUUAAGCUGCAGCCAUGGUAGUCUGAUGGCCUGUCACCACAUUAUUCAGGACGUUUGGGUCAAUAAGUUCAACUUUGAUGAAGCUGAGAAGAUGUUUGUCAAAAGAUCCCACCUACUGGUUCUGCCAAACUUCCUAGAGCUUCCUUUUGUGCCAUCGCACACCAGCAUUGGGCAGAAAACACCAGACGAAGGCUACGCAACUGGACUACCUACUCCUUCAACACCAGCCCAUCCUGUAGAUACAGUGGUUCAACCUAGUGCUUCAUUUACUAGUCCAAGUCUUCCAGAUGCUUCAAACCAGACAGUAAAUGGGAAACCACAGGUGUCCAGUUUGCAGGCCCUGGUUUCGGAAGUGUGGCUGGAGAAGCCAGUCUAUGAUGAUGCAGAGAGAUGCUUCUAUGCAAACAUGUUUGAUGGGCACCCUCCAGGAAAGGUGAGGGUGCAGGAGCAAGUGGGGCCAGAGUCUUCAAAGAGAUGCCGGAAGGACAAAAAGAGCCGUAACACAGGGAAACAGGCAGGAGGCAAGAGGGGGAGUGUGGCCUUCUCUGCCGUCUCAUCUCAAGACGCUGUCCCCUCAUCACCUACCUGGUAUUUCAUGCACAAGGAUAGCGAGUCUCCAUGGUUCAGCAAACCCACAUAUGACAGUGCUGAAGCACAGUACUAUGCCUCCAAAGCUUCAGAGCUGGCAAGCAAGGAAGAGGGCACCAAAAUGCCUGAGACGAUGCUAGGAGAGCCAUCACAACCUUCUACCAGGGCUUCGAGCGAACCAGAGUCUAAUGCUAAGAAAAUGGCAGCCAACUUCCUCAUGCAUGAGAACAUUUGGUUUGAUAAGUUCAAAUAUGAUGAUGCUGAAAAGAGAUACUAUGAACAAAUGAACGGUCCAGUUCUCAGCUCUUCUGGCCAGCAGGAGAACGGAGCCAGCACGAUCCUACGCGACAUUGCCAGAGCCAGGGAGAAUAUCCAGAAGUCGCUGGCCGGACUCAAGACAGUUCUGCACAACCCUCCCGAAGCCCCUCGUGCUGGACGCAAGAAGCAAUCUGGUCGUGCGACUAGUGCUGGCAGUUCUUCUCCUGCAGGUCCUGCUGGGGACCAAGGUGAGCUGGUCAUCAGGAUCGCAAACCUAGAGGCAGAGAAUCAAAACCUUCACAGUGUGGUUGUGGACCUGCAGCUUGCCAUUUCCAGACUAGAAUGUCGCCUGAAUGUGCUGGAAAAAACAUCUACCUCUCAUCAUCCUUCCCCACCACCACCGACACAGCAUGUCACCCCCAUGAAGAAGGUGGAACCGCUUGCCAUUUCAUCAAGGAAAGUUGAGCUGCCUUCAGCUUUGCCUACAAAGAAAGCAGAGUCCCUUGCGGCCACUGCAGAAGAAGAUGAUGAUGACAUUGACCUAUUUGGAAGUGAUGAGGAGGAGGAAGAUCAGGAAGCUGCCAGAAUUCGGGAAGAGCGACUAAAACAGUAUGCAGAGAAGAAGUCAAAGAAACCAGGCCUGAUUGCAAAGUCCUCCAUUCUCUUAGAUGUCAAGCCUUGGGAUGAUGAGACAGACAUGGCCAAGAUGGAAGAAUGCGUUCGAUCCAUUCAGAUGGAUGGCCUGGUUUGGGGGGCCUCCAAGUUGGUCCCAGUAGGCUAUGGCAUCAAGAAGCUCCAAAUCCAAUGUGUGGUGGAGGAUGACAAAGUCGGGACAGAUAUACUGGAGGAAGAAAUCACCAAGUUUGAAGAUUAUGUGCAGAGCGUUGACAUAGCUGCGUUCAAUAAGAUCUAACAGCAAUUCUUUACACUUCCUCAAGUUAAUAAAAGGUCAGGGGUUGAAGAGCAA